Chlorella variabilis is the source of this 2175-nucleotide messenger RNA. RefSeq lists its product as hypothetical. The transcript has 4 exons. NCBI's taxonomy places the organism in Eukaryota, Viridiplantae, Chlorophyta, Trebouxiophyceae, Chlorellales, Chlorellaceae. Bases 1 to 2175 code for a protein of 724 amino acids. The record is from RefSeq and is a predicted model, not a curated record.
AUGCUGCUGGCCUGCUCCCGGCGCCGCAGCGGCACCAAGCUGAAGGUUGUGGUGUUUGGCAAGAAGGCCGGCGGCGGCGGAGCAGCGGCUGGUGCAGCUCCUGCCACGCAGCGCCCCUCGUCCGGUCAUGCUGCAAAGAAGGCCAUAACCCCACAGGCACCGGCUGCCAGCAAACCAGCAGCGCAGGGGACCAUCAAAGGCAGCAGCAAGGCCCCGGCAGCAAAGCAGCAGGCCCAGCAGGCGUCCAGAGCGGUGCCACCGGCGCCAGCAGCCGCGGCCAAGGCGUCACCAGGCAGUGGGUUCCAGCACCUGCCAGGAGCCUCCCGGCUGGCCAAGGCGGCCCCCGCGCCCGCGCCUGCAGCGGUGCCUGCCGACGUUCUCGCCAUGUUUCAGGCCGAGCCAGCGGCGACAGGAGUGGCAGAGGUCGCACCCGCAGCGGCGGCGCCAGCCGCGGCUGCCGCCGCCGCCAAGUUCUCUUCCUCUCUGCGCAGCAAGAUGGCCAAGCUGCAGCAGCAGCAGAAGAAGAAGGACAGUGCUGCGGCGGAAGCAGCGGCCCCGGCGCCACCCGCUGCGCCUGCAGAGCCAGCUGAGGAGGCAGCACCGGAGGGCGAGGAGCUGGACGGCGGCCAGUAUGUGGGGCAGGCAAUUAAGAAGCGCUUUGGCAGCCGCUUCUUUCAAGGCAGCGUGCUGCGGUACGAGCGGGACGAGAGCGGCGGCGCCGAGGACUGGUGGCUCGUCAAGUAUGAUGAUUCGGAUGAGGAGCAUGUCGACUUUGCUGAGCUGGAAAGAAUCCUGGUGGUCAAGCCCAGCAAGCGGCGGCAGCAGCAGCAGCAGCAGCCAUCGCAUCAGGCCCCACGCCGGGCUGCAGCGCUGCCACGAGGGGAGGCGCGGCAGGGCUCGUCAGCGCUGGUGUCGCAUCACACCGAGCUGGCGCCAGCUGGCGGCGGCGCCGCAGCCGCAGCAGCAGAGGACACCGCCGCGACAUCCGAGCCCGGGCGCCUCACGGCCACAGCCAAGGCGGGGUCGGCGGCAGCAGCAGGGGCGCCGGUUACCGCUGGGCGGCGGGCUGGCAAGGGCGGCCGCAUGAGCGGCAUUCUGCAGCACCAGCAGCAGCAGUCCCAGCCUCCUGCCCAGAAGGUCCCAGCCGCAGACAGCCCCAGCCCGCCGGCCCAGCCGUCGCCUGCAGCCUCACCUGACGAAGCACAGCCAGGCUCGGCAGCAGGGUCGCCGCCAGAGAGGGCAGGCCCGCCCAGCAGGGUCGGCAGCGGCGGCCAGGCUGCCGCCACUGGCGGCGGAUUGGCAGGCAAAAGGCUACGUGCGGCGCUACUGAAGCGGCGGCGGGAGGUGGAGGAGGAGGAGGAGGAGGAGCAGGGUAAUGAGGACAGCAGCUUGGCCGAAGCGCCCUCUCCUCAGGCUCGGGAGGAGGAGCAGAGCGAUGAGGAGGUGGAGGAGGCUGAGGAGGAAAGCAGCGAUGAUGAGGAGGAGGCUGAGGGGGAGAGCGAUGAGGAGGAGGGCAGUGAUCCCGACUUUGAAAUGGAGGAGGAAGAUCUGCUGCCUGAGGAGGUGGAGGAGCAACGCCACUUCCACGCCCUGUCUGGCGGCAGCUCCGGCGCCGGCAGCGACCCGCGCGCGGCCCCACUCGGCCGGCGCCGCAGCACCGCCGCGGCCGCCGCCGCUGGCGCUGCGGCCGCUCCUGGCCGCGGCGCGCAGGUGAAGCAGGAGCCGGGGACGCGGCAGGCGCGGCGGCGCGGCGGUAUGGGCGGUACGGGAGGUACCAGCGGCUCUUUGGACGAUGUCAUCGACCUGCUGUCCGACAGCGAGGACGUGCAGCCCGCUGCCGCGCGCGGGCAGCAGCAGCAGCAGCUGGCGCCGCGCACCAAGGCCGCGCCGCGCGGCGGGCCGCGCACGCUGCGCCUGAGCUUCCGCUCCGCGGGGGGGCCGGAGGGCGCGCCAGGCGCCGCCGCCGAGCAGCGCCUGGCAGUGCUGCGCAUCCGCAGCCACAGGCUGCUGCAGGACGCAAUGGUGGAGGUGGCGGCGGCGUGCCUGGCGGGUGGCGGCGAGGAGAGUGUGGACCGCCUCACCUUUUGGUUGGGCACGAUGCAGCUGAGGCCAGAGCAGACGCCUCGCGCUGCGCGCUUGCACGACGGCGACUGCAUCGACGUGCGCCUCGCGUGA